AAGGUUAACUUUGUUGAUCCCUUUUAAAGGGCUUUUCAGCGGCGGGCUCCCACUGCCGCGGCAAUAGCAUGCAGUCGCAGUGUCGUUCCCAACGGGAGUGUUCCAUCGGACAUUGACACGGGACGCGCUUUGUCUCACAAUUUCGGUAGUUCCAAGGCAUACGCUCAAACUCCCUCGCGUGCUGAGCCACGUGUUCGGCUUGGCGGACCCUUUCCCCGAAAAGUUUAACCACUUGUACCUCCCUUACACUGUUUUUCCGGUUGUGUUUCUACCAUCGUGACAGCCUGCACGUUUUGGCAAAAGCUUUCGAUUUCAUUAUCUUCAAACAUUGAUUUCUGCUAUUAUUGAGAGUAAUGAUCACCAGGGACAGUGCAUGAGGAACUAAUUUUUAUCAAAGACUAAAUUGCUGCAACCUCUCGCUUAGAAUUUCAUCUGUUUACGACCUACUGCUGAGUGAUGGGUGUGGAUCUACUGAACGACGUCGAGGUGCGGUCGCGAUCCCUCAGGAAGCGCGCACCUACCUCGAAGCCUCCCUUCACAUUCGGCGACUUGAAAAAGGCCAUCCCUCCUCACUGCUUCCAGCGUUCUCUUCUACGAUCUUUCUCCUACGUCAUUAAGGACUUCAUCCUCAUAGGCACCCUUUACUUCAUCGCCACAAGUGUCAUUCCUGCCAUCCCUAGGCCGCUUCAAUACUUCGCAUGGCCGGCAUAUUGGUUUGCACAGUCAUGCGUGAUGUUCGGCCUGUGGAUCAUCGCUCACGAGUGCGGGCACCACGCGUUCUCCGACUACGUCUGGCUCGACGACACUGUGGGCUUCGUCCUCCACUCCUGCCUCUUCAUCCCGUACUUCUCGUGGAAGUUCUCUCACGCCUCCCACCACGCUCACACCGGGAGCAUGGAGAAGGACGAAGCCUACGUCCCGAAGAAGGAGCCCAUGCAGUCGUGGAAGUACAUGGACCACCCCAUCGGCCGCAUUGCCUUCAUACUAGGCGUCCUCAUAUUAGGACUCCCUCUCUACCUGGCCAUGAAUCUCGCCGGUCGCCCCUACGAACGCUUUGCCUCUCACUACGACCCAUACUCACCCAUCUACUCCAAGCGGAAGCGUGCUUUCAUCCUGCUUUCCGACCUGGGGCUUCUCGCUGUCAUCUACGUCCUUUACAACUGGUCCCUCGCUAGGGGCGUUCUGUGGGUCGUCGCCAUUUAUGGUGUGCCGUUAUGGUUGACCAACGCGUGGCUGGUCACAGUGACGUACCUGCACCAUACUCACCCCUCGCUCCCGCACUACGACUCGUCCGAAUGGGACUGGCUCCGAGGUGCUCUUUCCACCGUGGAUAGGGAUUAUGGUAUCCUCAACCAUGUUUUCCACCAUAUCACUGAUACUCACGUCGUGCAUCAUUUGUUCACCACGCUGCCGCAUUAUCACGCUACCGAAGCGACGGAGGCGAUCAAACCGAUUUUAGGGGAGUAUUACCAGUUCGAUGGUACGCCGGUCGCGACGGCGUUGUACCAGGUUGCCAAGGAGUGCGUUUUCGUGAAGGAGGACGAGAAGAGGAAAGGGGUGUUCUGGUACCGGGAUAUGAUUGAUGAGAUCCUCGGGUAAGAUGGAGGCUGAAGAAGACUGAUAUUUUAGGGCGGGUCAUACUGUCGUUUCUCAGACGAAGGGACGUGACUCCAUUGUAACGAUGCAAAAUGUCUCAUCACAAAUCGUAUGGAACGCAGGAAACUGAUGGUGUUCCUGACUGAAGAUUCUACUGCUUUGUCUCAUGAUUACAGGCAAAAAUUAGCUGACUUUCGAACGGAUUGCACGGUCCCAUUCUAGAUAAAAAUGACUCGUUGGAGCCAAUGUUGCAACCGUAGGAUUUAAAGACGUUCCUUUGUCUGGGAAACGAGUAUAUGUAGUCAGAAUAGAUUCUGGAGUUCAGCUCAUGAAGGAGGGAGGAGUUGAUUCUUGCUAUCUCUUCCCUUCGAUUGAAUCGCGCAAGAAUUUUUUUCUGAAGGACCACUUAAGAUUUGCCAACGGUCAGAGUAACUUUUUGGUCUCGACAAUUACAGAAAAUCCAAAAUAUUUUACACUUCGAUCAAAAUGUGACGAGUGAUUGCGUUUGAAUGAGGAACGGUUGUUCACAUGCGGCAGCUGUAGGAAAAACAUAAUUUAUUCAAAAAUAUAUUUUUUCCUGUAGGUAUGGGCAAAACUGAAUUAUUUUUUAAAAUCUUCUUUACUUUUAAUCCACCUUGUAAAAAAAACCAGGUAUACAUGAUAAACUGACCAAGUCCUGAAGAAGGUAUUUCCUCUGGACAAGAAACAGACCUAAACCCCCGUUAAUUGCUUCUUUCAGUUUUCCAUAUUUUGUGGUGAAGGGAGGGAGGAGGGAUCAGUUUGCCUCUUCUAACCAGACAAUAAUUGUAGUUACCUGACUGUCCAGAUACCACACUCAAGCUAGAAAGCUUGAGGGCCGUUGUGUCGUAUUCUGAUAUCUUAGAAGCAGUGACCCACAGACGAUUACCAUUCUGAAACUUUUACAAGGUCAGAGUGAAUGAAAAUGAUAAUAAAAAAUAAGUACAUUUUUAGCGAACGUUAUAUUCCAAAUGAUUCCUUUUAUUUUUAAAUAUUGUCUAUUCAGCUGCGUAAUUACGCUUGAUUUCGUGUAUUUCAGUUAAAUUCUAGCUUAGGGCAACGGUCAUUGUAGUUUUUGGGUACAAUUGUUAUAAACAGAACUUGAGUUGGAUAGUUGUUAAACACUUUCAACCAUGAGGGGGUCAUGUGACUAACUGGAAUCGAACUUUUGAAUAGAGAGCUUACUCGAAAAAAAAUAGACAAAAAAUCAUUCAAAAUUCCUCCCCUGACCGAAGAAGAAAAAAGUGAAAAAUGUCUAAAAGUUGGUGGAUAUCGACGAAACCUUCCUUUCAAAGUACAGUUUUAUUUAACUAAAUCAAUUUCUUGUGAGCCGUGCAAGAAAAAAUCAGCACGUCACGUUAAUUGUAAAUCACGGAUUUUUAAGUUGUUUUCACUUGCCUAAAUUUCAGGCUUGAAACCUAAAUUAUCUCUGUAAUGCUAGCAUACUCUUUUUGCCCAGCAACUUCUCUUUGUUGGCCUGCCUUUAUC
Molecule: messenger RNA, 3102 nt
Organism: Bemisia tabaci
Lineage: Eukaryota; Metazoa; Arthropoda; Insecta; Hemiptera; Aleyrodidae
Source: RefSeq, a predicted model, not a curated record